UGUGCUAUCACAGGCUAUGUUUUUUGGAAGAAAUUGUACCAGCUCGUAAAAAGGUCAUUGACCCUGACUUAACAAUUUCCAGUGUUUUUUACGAAGAAAGGCGUAUUGAAAUUCACCUUCUCCAAAAUGAUGUAUGGAAGUGCUUUGCUACCAUGAAGUAGAAGAGAAUGUCAUCCGAAGGGAUAGAUGUAGAUAAAACCCAACAUAAACCCAGCUCAUGUCUUGGUCAACAGACGACAUCAUUAGCAAGAUGUUUGGGACGACAAAGAUAGCCACUGUUGAUUUCAACUCCAACAAGAACUGUUUCCUGGUUCUACCCAAUUCAUGGGCCCAGGAGUUCAGAAGAAAAGAGGUGUCUGCCUUUGAGCUGCAAUGGGGAGAUAGCGGCAAGGGUUACCUUAGCUGGUCUGGUGAGAUCAGCCGAGCCUCGCUGGGUGCCAGUAAUAGCGAUGUCUCCAUCCAAAUCAAUGGCCUUCUGGGAAACAAACUUGGUCUGAGACAUGGGCAAGAGGUCCUGAUGAAGCAAGUGACGUCCGUCUGGUCUUGCUACAAAGUGACUGUAGAACCUGCCUCGGUAGAUGACUGGGAAAUACUGGAGUUGAACUCAUCGUACAUAGAAACUCGUCUCUUGGACCAAGUGCGUGUCGUCUGGUCAGGGCAGGUGAUCCCUGUCUGGAUCGAUAAGAUGUGCAUCUUUAUCAAAAUAGCUUCUACUGAACCUGAAGCCCCAUGCGUCCGUUUAGAGCAAAACACAGAGAUGAUCAUAACCCCCAAGAACCGUCUUCCACAAUCGGCCCCACCUACUCCAUCAAGACAAGACAUCCAUCCAGGACAUGGGUUAUUACAGACCAAAAGUCGUUCGGAUUCGGGUUCAGGCAGCUCCUCAUCCGAGCUUAGUGGGAACAGUUCAGUGUCGGGUUACAUCAGUGAUUUUGACUCGAUGAGCUCACUUUCCAGCGGUUUUGAUAACCAUGUGUGGAGUUACGACACGAGCCGUGUCUCUAAACCAGAGGAAGGAGAGACCAACAUUCCCAGCAUGCCCUGGGAGGUUGACCCUGUUGAUGUAGAGGGCGCUAUUCCGUGGUCAUAUAAGAUCUGGAGGAAGCUGCUGUCCUUUGUGUCCAGAGAGGCAGACGCAAACAGAGUACGACAGGACUGUGCAAACGAGGAAGAUGCCAGAAGGAAGAUGGCAGCCGAAUUCUGGAAGGACGUUAGAAUUGUUGCAAGGGUCCAACCCAUGUUCAAUCACAAGAAAAGCCUGAAGACCUCUAGGAGACAACGGGAGGGGUCGACCAGCACAAGCAGUGAAAGCUCUGAGGACCAGAAAAAGGAUGUUUCUUCUCCUGAGAGAUCCCACAGGAAGACUAGCAAUAGAUUCACCAGACAGAUGUCCUUGACCUCUCACGUAGUGAAACCUCGCGAGCCAUUGGGCUCAAGAUCAACUGAUAGCCCACCCUUGCCAGGGGAAGCGGACUCUCUGUCCAACCUCAUGCAACCCACCACUGUCUACCUGAGCUCAGUAGGGGACUCUGAGUUCUUAUGGCAAUACGCAGCCAACACGAAAGAGGAGGGAAGUACGCCCCCUUCAGAAUAUGUCACCUUCCUUGCCACCAUGACCAAGCAGCCGUCUCCCAAAGAACGCAACGAGGAAAUCAAACGAAAGCUCCUGCAGGAGUCGAAGAAGGAGCAGAACAACACGACUUCAUUGAACAAUGCGAGUAACAACUCGGAUGGAAACGAUGGGCCUCAAAUUGGCGCUGGUGAAUCUGUAGAGACAAGAGAUGGCAAGUCUUCCUGCAUUGUCAGGAUCAUCGUCCAUUGCCACGAGCUCAAGUCCCACUGCAAGAAGGACUCUGUCAACCCAUAUUCCUCCACAGUCUUCCAGGACAAACCCACCCAGUGGUACAUACAGAUCCCUGAUAUCCUUAGGAGGCAGAUGGGACUGGAGUUAUCCGCUGGUGUCCAGCUCAAACCGGUUGUCAGUCCACCCUCGCCCAUCCAGAGCAUGAUCCUUGCUCCACUUUUUGACUUGAAGGAUAAUAUGAAUGAGACUAUGAUUCUACGAGCCUUCAACCAAUGGCUGACCUGUGUUAGCUGUAUGAUCUCUCCGAUACCCAUUGUACAAUCUGGAAACCUUUUCAGCUUCCCAAUCACACCAGACUUUACAGGUGAAUUCCUUCUAUCAGUCAAUCAUGAUGUGAAAGAAUCCACAAAGGAAUCCUACUUUCUUCUGCAUCCCUUCGUGACGCGGAAGGCAGAGACCUCCCUCGGCCAGAAGCCCAAGAGGGAGAAGGUGGCUGAUGAGAUGGUAAAAGAACUUCCUGUGAGGAGUGUGGAGGAGCUAGAUGACAUCACAAAGGGAUUCAGACUCAGAGAGCUUGGACCAAUGGCAACUCUUGGUAGUGGAGCCCUCGAGCACAUCACCGCAACUUUGACCUCACGACCUCUAGGUCGCCAGCUGUGUGCCUCGGUUCCCGGUCAGAGACACGGAGGGGUGUUGAUCUGUGGCGGGCGUGGCUCUGGGAAGACCACCGUGGCCAAGGCGGUGUGUCAGGAGGCCUCGGAGUGGCCCCUUCUAGCCUACGUCAAAGUGGUAGAGUGCCACGCCUUGAAAGGUAAGGGAGUCGAUACGAUCAGGAAGAUCUGGGAGGAGGCCUUUGAUGAAGCAGCUUGGCGUCAACCUUCCGUCAUCUUAUUGGAUGAUCUAGACCAUGUGACCUCAGCUCCUCUGGGGCCGGAACAAGAGAUGGGGCCAGAAGCCACCUACAAUUCUCGUCUUGCCCAAGUUCUGAAGGAUCUGGUAACCAAUGAGAUCAACGAGGGGAGUCGCAUCGCUCUCCUAGCAACCUGCUCCUCUAAGAAAUCCAUCCACCAGUCUCUUCUGUCUUCAAGGGGUCUUCAUCUCUUCCAGUCUUGCUUAGAGAUCAGUCCCCUCUCAAAGCCGGACCGUGCAUCCCUCCUCUCCUCCGUCAUCCACUCCAAGGUGGAGAUUAACCUUCAAACUCUGACCCAGGUCGACGCCAACCUGCUGAGCGCAAAAAUGGAUGGCUUUGUGGCCUCUGACCUGGUAACUGUCACAGAGAGGGCGGUGCAUGCAGGGAGUUCAAGAGAAAUAUCCCUAGGGCUUCAUGCCUCUCGCAUUCAUGGGCCUGAUGGUGACCACCCCUGUAAUGAGAUUCUUCUGUGCCAGGAGGACUUUGAGGCUGCAUUACAGAGCUACUCCCCUGCAGCUCUACGGGAUGUUCCACUCCACAGUGCGGGGGAGUUGGGCUGGGAGGAUGUGGGCGGGCUGAAUGGAGUCAAGCAGGACCUUGUGGAGACUCUACAGCUUCCAGCCAAGUACCCUGAACUGUUUGCAAGCUGCCCUCUAAGACUACGGUCAGGCCUGCUUCUCUAUGGACCUCCUGGCACCGGCAAGACUCUGCUGGGGGGCGUGGUUGCUAAGGAGUGCGGACUAAACUUCAUCAGUAUAAAGGGUCCUGAGUUAUUGAGUAAGUACAUAGGAGCAAGUGAGCAGUCAGUUCGGGAUCUCUUCACCAGAGCCAUGAGCGCCAAACCAUGUAUCCUCUUCUUUGAUGAGUUUGAUUCAUUAGCACCGAGACGAGGUCAUGACAGUACAGGGGUCACUGACCGAGUGGUCAAUCAACUUUUGACCCAGUUAGAUGGAGUAGAGGGACUAGAAGGUGUGUAUGUGAUAGGUGCUACAAGUCGCCCUGAUCUGAUAGAUCCAGCCCUCUUGAGACCGGGUCGGUUGGACAAGUGCCUCUUCUGCCCAAUCCCCACAGCUGAGGAAAGAGUAGAGAUCUUGCAGGCCCUAGCCAGGAAAAUGACAUUACGUUCUAACGUUGACCUCGCUGCCAUCGCCAAAAAGCUUGACCACUUCACCGGAGCGGAUCUCAAAGCCCUGCUCUACAACGCCCAGCUGGAGGCCAUUCAUAGCACCCUCAUGCAGUCUGACCGACGCGAUUCAAACCUAGGGCUCCCUCUCACGAGCUCACUACACAACUGCAGCAUGGAGGCCGACGAGUGGAAGCUGACUUUCUUGGAGACGUUCUCAGAGAGCGAUCACGGGCCGUACUUGGAUGAAGCCUCCACCAUGAACCAACGUCUGGCUAGCCUCUCAGAGGCAGAGAGGGCGCUAGCAACGACCAUGAAGCUGACGGGGGACAUCGACGACGAGAUGGACGGUGGCGAGGAGGAGGACAUCGAUGAGGAAGGGUUGAGGAGAAGGAGAAGGGAGCUGAGGCUGGACUUGGCAGGUGGACUGACUAGGUCUGAUCUGAAUGGUAACAUGGAUGGAGCUGGAGCCAUGUCAAAAAUGCUGCUGACAGAACUCAUGAGAGAAGACUCUGAAUCGAUGGGGCAAGACGAGACCCCGUCCCCACCAGAGGGGAGCGUCUUUGAUACCACCAUGACCCCAGCGACCCCAUCUCUGCCCCCUGACACGCCCUUGGCUCCUCCUCCCCCGCAGCAGAGGGUGGUAUACAUGCCCACCUUGAGGGAUGGCGUGGUCGACCCCACCCCUGAGACAAGGGAGAUCAUUGGAAAUGAGGUGGAUGUCAUUGUUGAGAAUUACACAAGAAAGAUGGCUGGUGAAAGUGUGGGUGGGCCAACGGAUGACACAGUCACAGAAGAUGUGUCUGUGAUCAGAGUGAGUCAAAACCAUCUCUUGAGGGCAGCACAGGGAAUGAAGCCAUCCGUGUCGGCGUCGGAGAGACAAAAGUAUCGGCAGAUUUACAAGUCUUUUGUGAAAUCAAGAGGAGGCGAGUUCCCCCAAGGCCAGUCUGCAGAAGCUACCCAGAAAGUUACCCUUGCCUGAGGAAUCCUGCUUUGGACUUGCCAAAAUCAAAGAUGAAUCCCACCUGGCUGUAACAUUGGGUGGAAUUUAUGAAUUGUUAUCUUUUUUGUUUAAUAACUACUAGAAUAAUGUUAAUUAUUGUUGUGCAAGUCACUUCUAGAUUCUAAUCUAAUGAUUAGUCGAACACACUCCUGAUCACACUUUUUUCACGAAAAAGCGUGCAAUAGUUUCCAGUACUAUCUAAUAAAUUUCAAGUACAUGUACUUGAUGGGCAUCAGUGCGUGUUGAGGUCAAUGAACUUUUACUGUGUGUGCGUAGCAUUGAGGCGUGUAGAGAUAAGUGCAGUUAUCUUUGUGUGCGUGCUAUGGUAAGCCUAUUAAACGUGAGGUUCAUUAUUUGUCAGCGAUAAUGACAUUUAACAAUCUUGAAAGGAAUUCUUUUUACCUCAAAUAACAAGGAUCUAGGCAUUUUGUUUACUAAAACAAAUGAUGCAUGUUUUCCUUCAUUGAUUGCAGGACCUUUCCGCUCUUGUUGAGGCUAUCUGUGCACCUAUUGUCAUUGGUCUGACAGUUUCGUACGAUAAAUGCAUACAGCCUAUAAGAUCGUAGAAUGAACUCAUUCGCGUGCAUCGUUUGUAUAUUAUAAAUGAAAAUUCAUUAGUGAUUAGUUAAUGUCUGCACAAAGCUAGCCACAUUUGGGUUUAAUUCAUAAGAGCACAAGCACCAACUAGGAAUUGUAAAUUUGCCAAAUACCAGGUUGUUAUAACAAUGUAAAUCAUUUUCCUUAGCAUAAAAGAUAACACAGUUUUCAGGAUUCGACCCAGCAUGAACUUGCCUUGGUCAGGGGAGGAUGUAUAUGCCUUUUGAACAGCUCCCGGACUGGUACUGUGAGGAUAUUUGUAAUUCUUUGAAUAGUCGUAUUGUAAGUUGGUUAUCGAUACUCACAUCAUGGAAUCUUAGGUUAUCACUACUAACUGGUUUUGUUGCCUAUGGGUCGUGUAGUUUGAAAUUAAUUAUUGAUCAGCAGAGGAAAAUAAAGUCCGUAGUAGCCCAAACCAACUCAUUUCCGUCAAUCUGAAACUGCAAUCAGUGCAAAUCCCCAUUGCUUUGGGCUGCUACUUUAAAGCAGAGUGUUUGUUUUUCUGCCUUCCAACUCGAACUUGUACCUUUUCCUCUGAUCAUAUAAUUUACCAGUAUUGGGAAGCAACUUGUGGUUUGACUGUGAGACUUUGCAGUUUUGUUUUUUGAAUGUUUUUCUGUCAACUGAAUCAAUACAUCAGUGAAUUUAGUUGAGAGUCCUUUCCUUUUUGUUUUAUUUUAUUUUUAAGUCAAUGAUUUGUAAUUAUUUGCCUGGAGAAGGUGUUGUCUGUUCCGUGUCACUAGGACUUAGAUAUCUGAUCUUCUCAUUUAGAACCGAAACCAAUUUAGGGAUCAACUACAAGUUGUAGUUAUUCUUGCAUAUGUGUGAUAGGACAACCGGCCACCGAAUUGUACUGUAAAUUGUGUGUGAUAUAUUUCUGAAACCUAUUUGUACUUGUUCAUAGUCGCAUGUUGUUGGAGUAUCAACAUAAUUGUGUUGCGUUAUCUGUGGUAUACCAAUAUGGGAUUAUGGGUAUCUUGUAUGAUUUUCUUACUUUAACCACAUGCAUCUUCGUUACAGAAAAGGAUAUUGCUAUAUUUGUAGACAAAAAACUUAUGUUGCUUAAUAUCUGUGUAAUAAUGGAGGAAGAAAGUAUGCGAAAGCUUCUAAGAAAAUUUAUCAUUCUUUUCUUUUUCCUUCUUAGGCUUAUUGCCGUGUUUUGUAGACAACAAAUUCAAGCUGCUUGAUCAACUUGUGUAUUUGAUUAAUAAUGACAACAAUGAUAAUUACGAUCAUAAUCAUAAUUACAAUAAUAACAGUAAUGGGUUCUUGUAUAGUGCUCAUGUCUGUCACACUUGACACUACUUGUGUUCUAGUAUUGUUAACUCAGCUUCAAUAUGACAGCUGUUAUGGCGACCUAAAAUUUAAAAAGGGACAAAUACCUGCCAGGCUCCCAUUUACCUCACCUGGAUCGAGUGGGACAUAUGUAGAUUAAUGUCUUGCCAAAGGAUGAAAAAGAACAUGAGACCUAAUCAAUGUGUAGACAUGAUGAUCGAUGAUGAAAUGCAAAUUGGAAUCUGCUAUGCAGUACUGAAAUCAAUUAACAAGUACCUACCAGUAUGUUGUAAAUACAGUUAUGGAUGAUGUAUGUAUUGUUUGAAAUAAGUAAGUUUCUCCACUAUAUGAAACAGCUAGCUUUUAAGUUUAUAAUGUGAUUGUGCAAUGAUGAUUUGAUUUUUUGACAAAAAUGCAUGCAAUAUGAUUAUUUGCACGUUAUGUUAUGUUAGUGUUUUACUCUCUCCUAACCCCCCCCCCCCCCCUCCCUGAUAGUCUAUCAUGUGUAUAUUUAAUAAUAAUAAUAAUGAACGUUAUUUGUAUAGCGCAUAUCACUAACACAAAGAAAGUCCCUAUGCGCUUAGAAAAGAAGGAAAAGGGUGGAAUAGAAAUGAACAUUUAUGCCUGAUACAUGAAAAUAAUUAAUUACAAACAACAAUAAUGAUACACAAUUCCUAUAUAGCUUACAUGUUAUAGGGUAAUUCAGGUAAUACAAAUUUAAACACGAAAAUUAAUUGAAAAUUGAAUUAAAUAUUAAAUAUGUACAUGAUACUAUAACCAAAUAAGUCACUAAAAAGCUGGAACAAAAUUAACAAGUUACGAAAAGAUAUAUAUGAUAUAGUUGUCUUCCAUCAUGCUUCUCACCCUCUAGUGAUUCUUUUUUUACGUAUAAUUAUAUUCAAGGAAGUAAAUCAGCAGGAUACAUGUAUUGCAGUAAUGCAGAAUGGUUAUCAGAAAAUGUGUCAGUAAUAUUUUAUUGACAAACACAUUCUUUUUUCUAACCUUAGAUAGCGAGUUAUCAUUGGAUCCAAUUAUGUAUUUGCCAACAUAAGUUAUUAAUUUUCAAAAUUGUUUAAGAAUCACUUUCAACAAACAGGGAAGUUGGAGGAAGUUUAUGUUUUUUAGCUAGGUUGUAAUUUUGAUAUGUAAUUAUCUCAGUACUGUGUAAUAUGGCAAAGUCCACCCUUAUGUUUGGUUGGUUUGACUAAAAUAAUAUAUUUGACAAUUUUUUUUUAUUUAAGAAAUAAAUAAAUUACAGAGCAUAUAGUAGAGGACCUCGUAAGAUGAGUCACAACUUUUUUAUAUUUAUAUGAUUUUGCUCAAAUUUUCACUGAUCUGUUUCUUUCCUUUUUCUGCUUUGUAAUAAAACCAACUUAAGUUAGGGCGGAAUUCACCUUUGACUUGUAUGCUCUCUUGAUUUCAUUUUUGAAAAUCAUGAAAUCAUUCUGUUUCUAGCAGCUAUAAUAAUGCAGGGAUUGUAGUUGAAUUUUUUUUUUAAAUUGAUUUAGUCAUCUGUUCAUUUGGGUGAUGUUAGUUGUAACUAUCUGUAUUGUUAUGUAAUCAUCUUGCAUGAGAUAUUAUUUGUUUGAUAAAAUUUGAUAUGGUGGCAAUAUAUCGUCUAUAAAAUGUAUUUGUAAUGCAUGAAAAUACUGGAUUAAAUAAAUCAAAUCUAUUGACGUAUGUGAUAAAA
This is a messenger RNA of Strongylocentrotus purpuratus (purple sea urchin), 8402 nucleotides long. It is a transcript of the gene pex1, whose product is annotated as peroxisome biogenesis factor 1. Gene Ontology annotation, cellular component: peroxisomal membrane; peroxisome; cytosol. Gene Ontology annotation, biological process: protein import into peroxisome matrix. The transcript has 22 exons. The record is from RefSeq and is a predicted model, not a curated record. Gene Ontology annotation, molecular function: ATP binding; ATP hydrolysis activity. NCBI's taxonomy places the organism in Eukaryota, Metazoa, Echinodermata, Echinoidea, Camarodonta, Strongylocentrotidae. The coding region runs from base 218 to 4819 and encodes 1533 amino acids.